Molecule: messenger RNA, 3438 nt
Organism: Schistosoma intercalatum
Lineage: Eukaryota; Metazoa; Platyhelminthes; Trematoda; Strigeidida; Schistosomatidae
Source: the annotation of a GenBank genome assembly
CUAACACAGGUCACCUUGCCUCCCGCCCUUUCCAAAAUGAAAUAGAAUUUCUUCUGCGUUACAAAUUCACGGACUGAAGAUCGAAAUUGUUGCCAAGGUUGGCGCGUAUGUCGAGGUACUACGCUCCAGUUAUUUUUUGAAGGGAUAGUAUCAGAUUACGUGAUCGUGAUUCUGUCAGCACACUCGAACUACCUUCCAUCAGUCGACAAUAUUUUAAAAACUCCAAAGGUUUUUUCACCUACUACCACUGAUGCCGUCGUCUAGGACAGCUAGGAUAAGGCGAAAUUCCGUACCGGAUAGGUGCACAAUCAUCAAGUGUAUGAGGAAAACAAUAUUCACUUUUGUUUUCUUAUUGGUCGGUCUUUCAACAGGACUCAUAGGACCAAGUAUUCUAUAUCUGGAAAAGUUAGCUGGCUCACGAGAGGAUGAAACAGCUCUUGUUUUUACGUCGAGGGCCGUUGGGUGUAUUGGUGGAUGGAUAGUUAGCUGUUUAUUACUGGAUUCAGAAGGUUCUACUAAACCAAAUGAUUUACUAAGUGUUGGACUUUUCGGCCUAGUGAUAUCCAAUGGUCUUAUUAUUUUCGUUAAACAUCUUUGGUGGAUGCUGGCAGUUUUUUUUCUUCAAGGUUUAUUUGUAACAAUUUCUUUGCAAGGAUGUGUUUAUCAUCGUGAGAACGUAAAACACCGACUCCACAUUGUGCCACAAUAUUUAACAAGUGUUUUCUUAUUGGGUUGUGUAUUUACUCCAUAUUUUAUUUUAUUUAUUGAGCCAAAUUUAAAUGCCAUUACACCAUUAGAUGUUCAUCCCAGUACUACACUGAAUGAACCACAGCAGUCACAUAAGCAUAACUUCAUUUCAAACGUAUCUAAUGUAAUUCCCAUUAAAUCUGUUGAGAGUAGCAGUACUGGCAUUAGUAAACACAAUGAAAUUUCUCCACUUAUUCGUAUUCCUCGACAAAUUUCAGUUAGUACCCCACUACUGAAUAAAUCUAAUUUUGGUCUGCAAACAACACCUCAAACCACUAUGGACAUUAAUCAUCAUAAAAUAUCUACUGAUCAAUCUCACAAUUUAAAUCUAAUCAUACCUAAUUUUACGUCAACAAACGAAAUCAAUAUAAAUGAAACAUCACAUAACAUUACAGUGAACUCUUCGGUUACUAUCAAACCUACAAUCAAGAAAAAGCCGUCAGUCAAUGAUGCUAAACAUUUGAACCAAGAUAGUUCAUCUGCGGAUGGUAGUAAAGCAGCUUCUAAAAUGAAGAAACUUACUGAAGAGCGUCAAAUUGAAGAAUUAGACGAUGAUCCAUCUACUCAUAAAUCACUGACCUCUGUCGUUAAUCCAAAUAAACUUCAAAAUCCUGUAGUCCAAAACCAGUCUACUAUUACCACUACUACUAUGUUAAUGAACAUCACGAAUUUAAAUUCUACCAAACAAUCAAAUAAUAAUGAUGCUAUCUCUAAAAUUUCUACAAAUUCUUCCUCUAGCCAUCUUUCAAUUCACUUGAACAAUGUUUCAAUAGGAUUUCCACAUGACUCUAAAAUUGUUAAAGAUCAUAAAUCUAAUGAAAUUUUCAUUAAUAAUGUGAAUUCAACAAAAGAUAUUUACAUAUCUAAUGCGUCUAAACCAAUAACUAAGAAUAAAGUAAUACUUGGCAUGUAUAAUAUUACCGAUGAAGUAGGGUUAAUAACUAAUAACUCUUCUACUCAAUUCACAUUCAGUAAAUUUCCACCUGUAUUACAGUCAAACGAUAUUAUUGUAGUUAUCAAUUCAACAAAUCAUAAAUAUCAUCAUCAUCGUAUUGCUGAACACUCGUUGGAUAAAUCUCAUAAUCUGUUACCGUUUCAACAUCCAGUAGAAUCAGUUCAGAAAGUCUAUCUACUACUAAGUAUUAUUUCAAUGAUACUUUGGCUGUUGACAAUUCCAUUAACAAGUUGGUGUGAAUCGAUAUUUAUUCGUUACUUUGAUCUUCAGAUCAUAGAUGAUAAUAAUUUCGAGCUUAUUUCCGCUGGCAAACUCUCGUCACCAAGUGUGAUGCAACGAUCAGAUACUGAAAGUAAUGAAAAUCAUUCUGAAGAAGGUCUCAAAUCAAGAUUACUUGGAGGAUCAGAUGAAGACGACAGUGAGUCGGAUUCAGUUGAACUAUGGAAUCGAAGUCAUUUUAUUGAUAACAACGAACAGCUAGUCUGUCAUUCUGAUUCUGAAUUGAAUGAUGAUGGUGUUGUUCUGAAAAAUUCCUUAAUUAAAUCAUCUUCAGGAAAUAAUAUUUCUGGUUAUUCAGUGUCGAAAUCGAUGACAGUAUUAAAUCCUAAUGUUGUUGAUGAUAUUACCUCCUCUAUGACUGAUUAUUCUGUAUUUGAAACUCAUUGGCCAAGAAUUCAAUGGCCAUCAAAUUUUUGGCUGUUAUUAUCUGUGUUUCUAAAUAGUGGUUUGGAGACAACAUAUGCUGGCUUUGUUGCUAGUCUCACUAUCCGUUAUCUUCUUUGGUCUCCAACAUUAGCAAUAAUUGUGACCAGUUUGUUUUGGCUUGGUAAUCUCGUUGGCUUUUUAGUUCGCUUAUUGAUAAUCAAUAUAAAAUGGCCAGAUUUACGAGAUACUUUACCGGGUAUUUCAAACAGUCAGCUAUUAUCUAAGCGUAUAUAUUCAACUAGAAAACAUCGUCGUAAUUAUGCAAAGAAUACAAAAUCAUCAAUAAUUAUUACUAUCAUACAAUUGUGUGGAUGUUCUAUUUGUGUAACUAGUUCUAUUGCAUUAACAUAUUUAUCAAUGUCAACUGGAAGAUGUUCCACAACAUCAUCAUCAUCAUCCCUAUUAAACAUGAAUUCAUUAUCACAUCCUUAUAUAACAUGGUUAAUCGGAAGUCUUUGUUUUGGUAUUGGUAUUGGUUUAUCAUCUUCUUAUACUGGUACAUUAAUGACUAUACAUUUAACUACAAAUUUAUUUUUUUCUAAUUCAUAUCAUAUUCAAUUAGCUACAUUUUUUGGUCAAUUAUUAAUGCCAGCAUUAAUUGCUAUGCUUCAUCAUCAAGCAUUAUUUUGGCGAUAUUCAUGUGUACAUAGUAUUAGUGUAUUAUGUUUAAGUAUAUUAAUGAGUUGUUCAUUAAUUAGUCAUUUUAUCAUUGAAACUAUUGAAAAUAAACGUAAUAAUUUAUUGAAAUCAUCUAAAACUAAUCGAAACAAUAAUCAUAAUACACAUUUACAAUAUUCUAAUGGGAAAAUUACAAUACCAUAAUUAGUUUAUAUAUUCUAAUAGGGAUAGGUAAUAAUUAUCUUCAAGAAAACUGAUGAUAACUUCUUGUAAUAUUGUUAUCAUUUUGUUUAUUGCAAAUGUCUUUCAUCAAACUUGUCUUCAUGUGGUUAAUUGCUUUAACCUGUAAUAGUUUAUUGUAAUUAUAUAUAUAUAUAUAUAUAUAUAUAUAUAUAUAUAUAUAUAUAUAUAUA